Molecule: messenger RNA, 2740 nt
Organism: Oncorhynchus keta (chum salmon)
Lineage: Eukaryota; Metazoa; Chordata; Actinopteri; Salmoniformes; Salmonidae
Product: somatostatin receptor type 5-like
Exons: 3
Coding region: 1-687 (228 amino acids)
Biological process (GO): cellular response to glucocorticoid stimulus; neuropeptide signaling pathway; regulation of insulin secretion
Cellular component (GO): neuron projection; membrane
Molecular function (GO): somatostatin receptor activity; neuropeptide binding
Source: RefSeq, a predicted model, not a curated record
AUGCUAACUUGUGUGACUGGCGGAGCGGCCUGUCUCCCGUGCUCCGUGUUGGCUGUUGACCCCGGAGCCUCCAAGGACUUGAUCUUCAAAGGUGUCCAUGUCCAGAGCUAUUCCUUCACAAAGUCACAGACCAAAACCUCCCAUUCAUUACAGGUGAAGUCUGCCGGGGCCAGGGCGGGCCUGACCAAGCGGCGCCGCUCCGAACGCAAAGUCACCCGCAUGGUGGUCAUCAUCGUGGUGGUCUUUGUCAUCUGCUGGCUGCCCUUCUUCACCACCAACAUAGUCAACCUCGUCUUCAUCAUACCAGAGAACAGUGUCACCGCCGGCGUCUACUUCUUCCUGGUCAUCAUGACCUACGUCAACUCCUGUGCCAACCCGCUCCUCUACGGCUUCCUGUCUGACAACUUCAAGCAGAGCUUCAGGAAGGUCCUGUGUCUCCACAAGGCGAACGGGGUUGGGGUGGGGGACGGAGGAGACAUGGGGAGUGGAGGAGGACGUCCCAUAUCUCCUAGGCUGGAGAGGGUGGAGACGACGCAGCAGCAUGACCCGCUCUUCACCCCCCGGAUCAUGGACUUCAACAAUGGACACAUGCAGAACAACCAAUGUGUUCAAAUUGAGAUUUGUGCCAACAUGACGACGGAGCUUCUGCCCUUAGAGAGCCCAGUGAUUGAUCAGUCUACGCUAUGAUGAGGCCUGAUAGGUCAGUCUACGCUAUGAUGAGGCCUGAUUGGUCAGUCUACGCUUUGAUAAUCCCUGAUUGGUCUGUCUACGCUUUGAUGAGCCCUGAUUGGUGAGUCUACACUUUGAUAAGCCCUGACUGGUUAGUCUAUGCUUUGAUGAGCCAAGCCACCUCCCUCUCCAUCAUGACAAACAAUCCAUCAUUGGGAGUCCUCCCACUGUCAAUCCAUGUAGCUCUUGACCAAUGACCUGUUUCGGACGAUACAGGAAGAAGAGGUACAUGGGACUUCAAAGAACACUUCCUGUUCUGACACUACACUGAACGAUUUCUGCGAUGACACCUCUCCUAUUUGUCAGUAUAAACCACAGACAUUUACAGCGCAUUGCAGCACUGGAAGGGGCUGGGGGGAGGAUGGCUCAUAAUAAGGGCUGGAACGGAGCGAAUGGAAUGACAUCAAACACAUGGAAACCAUGUUCAAUGUAUUUUAUACCAUUCCACUGAUUCCGCUCCAGCCAUUACCACAAGCCUGUCCUCCUCAAUGAAGGUGCCACCAACCGCCUGUGCAUUGCACCAGCUUGGUGUCAUGGAACCAGCAAGAGCACAUUCUUCCAUGUACUUUAUAGAUUCCUUACAUAUACUAUAAGGAAAGACUAUUUUUUAGACUGUGAAUGGGUAGAAACUUAGCAUUAGAUUAAAAUGCCCUAGAAAAUGAACCUGAGUAUUCCCUUCACUUUAUAUGAACUGGAUCAUUUGAUUUCAUCAGAAAUGUUGUGAAUUGAAAUGGAUUGUCAUCUUUGUGAGCUUGGAACUUUCUGUAUGUAGGUAUGUACUGGGCCUUCAUCACUAUGUAGGUAAGGCCAUGACGGGAACGUACUACACACACUGUCUAUGACCCUUGUCCAUUUGUCACUAUGAUCACCUGUAACAAGUCCCAAAGGCUCAUAAUUCCCACCUGUGGACUCAUGGAUGGUUUCUGCUCUGGACAAAGUUAGUUCAAGCUGGGAUGACCAAUGAAAUGGUACUAGAGGAAACCUGCAUUGUGGAAAAGAACACUGUCCCCGAACAGAGAGAAUGAUGAUAAUGAUGAUGUCAAUCAAAUAGAUGGAUCUGGCGUACAGUACUCACUGUAUCUAUGGCAUAAUGUUAUAACUGAGGAUCCUAUUCAUAUUAUUGAUGAAUUGUGGUUAUUUGUUGGGUAUUAUUGUUAUAAACUUGGGUAGUUGUUCCAAGUGUUUUGGUUAUUUUAAUGUGUUUAUUUGUGAUUAAUGGAUCCCCUUGACCUUUUAUUGGAGUUUGAAGCACUGGUGCAACUUCAUUGUGCUUGACCUUACCUGAGGUCAUGUUCUUUAGGCACCAUAUGGAAUAUAAAACGGGCUGAAACAGGGAGGGACUACCUCCUAGACUAAUGUCCAGUAAGAUACACAGAUGUUAAUUUCACCUUUUGAAUUGUUUCCCCUUGCAUGCCCUACUGAACAAUCUGCGUACAACAGCAUAGUCGUCGCUGGCUAAUGGAAAGCACUCAUCUCCAAAACACAUUUCUUCAGGAAAUGGAAGAAAUGACCAUAUUGUCCCAUUAUUGAACAUACAAUUCUGGAACUUCAGGAGCUAUUUUGAAUACAUUUUCUUUGUCCUAGAGUCAUUACAUGUUCAGAGUACAUUGAAGGGAGUUACUGCUUUCAAUUUAAAAAAAAUAAUGUAAAUGGCAAAAAUUGUGUUUUCAUCAGACAGCGACUCAAUGAUUAAUCUGCUGUACACACAUGCAGUAUUUUAUGGAUUAGCUUUAACUGUAUUUCAAUGAGCACACAAUCCACGCGGACUGUUUUACAGUCAUGUAUGACAGGUUCAAGAUUUAUACAGUAAGUUAUUAUCUGUGUACUCUACUCUGGGAUUACACCGUGGUCAAGUAAAUGUAAAAAAAAGUUGCUGUUACUUAUGAUAAUUAUUUAAAAUAAUACCAUAGCAUUAUUGCUAAUGUGUACCAUCUGGACAUGUGUUCAAAAUGUUUCAUUUCAGUGUUAUUGUUUUAAUAAAAUGACAAAAAUACAAUUGGUUCGAUCAAUA